AUGGACAGGGACACGCGCAGAUGGACACGGACACGCGCAGAUGGACAGGGACACGCGCAGAUGGACACGGACACGCGCAGAUGGACAGGGACACGCGCAGAUGGACACGGACACGCGCAGAUGGACAGGGACACGCGCAGAUGGACAGGGACACGCGCAGAUGGACACGGACACGCGCAGAUGGACAGGGACACGCGCAGAUGGACACGGACACGCGCAGAUGGACAGGGCAGAUGGACACGGACACGCGCAGAUGGACAGGGACACGCGCAGAUGGACACAGAUGGACACGCGCAGAUGGACAGGGACACGCGCAGAUGGACACAGAUGGACACGCGCAGAUGGACAGGGACACGCGCAGAUGGACACGGACACGCGCAGAUGGACAGGGACACGCGCAGAUGGAUGGACACGGACACGCGCAGAUGGACAGGGACACGCGCAGAUGGACACGGACACGCGCAGAUGGACAGGGACACGCGCAGAUGGACAGAUGGAGAUGGACAGGGACACGCGCAGAUGGACAGGGACACGCGCAGAUGGACACGGACACGCGCAGAUGGACAGGGACACGCAGAUGGACAGGGACACGCGCAGAUGGACACGCGCAGAUGGACAGGGACAGAUGGACAGGGACACGCAGAUGGACAGGGACACGCGCAGAUGGACACGCGCAGAUGGACAGGGACACGCGCAGAUGGACAGGGACACGCGCAGAUGGACACUAACACGCGCAGAUGGACAGGGACACGCACAGAUGGACAGGGAUACGCGCAGAUGGACACUAACACGCGCAGAUGGACAGGGACACGCACAGAUGGACAGGGAUACGCGCAGAUUUACAAGGACACGCGCAGAUGGACAGGGAUACGCGCAGAUUUACAAGGACACGCGCAGAUGGACACGGACACGCGCAGAUGGACACGGACACGUGCAGAUGGACAGGGACACGCACAGAUGGACAGGGAUACGCGCAGAUUUACAAGGACACGCGCAGAUGGACACGGACACGCGCAGAUGGACACGGACACAGACGACAAAACCCUGGCCUCGAGAGGCGACAAAACCCUGGCCUCGAGAGACGACAAAACCCUGGCCUUGAGAGGCGACAAAACCCUGGGCUCGAGAGGCGACAAAACCCUGGCCUCGAGAGGCGACAAAACCCUGGCCUCGAGAGGCGUCAAAACCCUGGCCUCGAGAGAAGACAAAACCCUGGCCUUGAGAGGCGACAAAACCCUGGCCUCGAGAGAAGACAAAACCCUGUCCUCGAGAGGCGACAAAACCCUGGCCUCGAGAGGCGACAAAACCCGGGUCUCGAGAGGCGACAAAACCUUGGCCUCGAGAGGCGACAAAACCCUGGCUUUGAGAGACUACAAAACCCUGGCCUCGAGAGGCGACAAAACCCUGGCCUCGAGAGGCGACAAAACCCUGGCCUCGAGAGGCGACAAAACCCUGGGCUUGAGAGGCGACAAAACCCUGGCUUUGAGAGGCGACAAAACCCUGGCGUCGAGGGGCGACAAAACCCUGGCCUCGAGAGGAGACAAAACCCUGGGCUCGAGAGGCGACAAAACCCCGGCCUCAAGAGGCGACAAAACCCCGGCCUCGAGAGGCGACAAAACUCUGGCCUCGAGAGGCGACAAAACCCUGGCCUCGAGAGGCGAUAAAACCCUGGCCUCGAGAGGCGACAAAACCCCGGCCUCGAGAGACAACAAAACCCCGGCCUCGAGAGGCGACAAAACCCUGGCUUUGAGAGGCGACAGAACCCCGGCCUCGAGAGGCGACAGAACCCCGGACUCGAGAGCCGACAAAACCCCGGUCUCGAGAGAAGACAAAACCCCGGCCUCGAGAGGCGACAAAACCCUGGCUUUGAGAGGCGACAGAACCCCGGCCUCGAGAGGCGACAAAACCCCGGCCUCGAGAGGCGACAAAACCCCGGCCUCGAGAGGCGACAAAACCCCGGCCUCGAGAGGCGACAAAACCCCGUCCUCGAGAGGCGACAAAACCCCGGCCUCGAGAGGCGACAAAACCCCGGCUUUGAGAGGCGACAAAACCCUGGCCUUGCUCAAUAAGGUUGACUGA
Messenger RNA from Oncorhynchus masou masou (cherry salmon), 2079 nucleotides. Its product is annotated as S-antigen protein-like. The record is from RefSeq and is a predicted model, not a curated record. The coding region runs from base 1 to 2079 and encodes 692 amino acids. Lineage: Eukaryota; Metazoa; Chordata; Actinopteri; Salmoniformes; Salmonidae. The transcript has 3 exons.